AUACAGCCCUGGCUGUAAAGCCCUUUGGGUGGCUUUUUAGCCAAUCCAAGCAUCUCCCUUGGGGUCAGGUCAGUGAAGCAGGCAGAAAAAGAAAAAUCCCCGUCUUCUGAUGAUUGCGCAAGAAUUCCAUCCAUGAGCUCGCAAUCGUCUGCAUUCAGGAUGGACCCCUUCUUCCACACUCAAGUUGGGGAUGUCCUUUACAUGUCCAGGCUGGUGAAUGACUCAUCCCUCUGGAAUUUCAGCCUGGGCAACUGGUUUCACAACCAAACCACCGAUGGGUUCCUUCCCAUGAGGAUGAAGGUCACAAUUGUGAUUGUCUACUCCAUCGUCUGCAUCGUGGGGCUGGUGGGCAACUGCUCGGUCAUGUACGUGAUCAUCAGAUUCACCAAGAUGAAGACGGCCACCAACAUCUACAUCUUCAACCUGGCCUUAGCUGACACCUUGUGCCUCAUGACCUUACCUUUCCAAGGCACGGAUACCUUCAUGGGCUCCUGGCCCUUUGGAAAUGCCCUCUGCAAGAUUGCCAUCUCCAUUGACUACUACAACAUGUUCACCAGCACCUUCACCCUGACCAUGAUGAGCGUGGACCGCUACAUCGCCAUCUGCCAUCCCAUCAAGGCCCUGGACAUCCGUACCCCUCACAAGGCCAAAGUGGUCAACGUCGCCAUCUGGGCAUUAGCUUCUGUCUUUGGCAUCCCAGUUAUGGUGAUGGGCUCCACGGAGAGAGAAAAUGACGAAAUUGACUGUCUCAUUAGACUUCCUGAACCAGAGGACUAUUGGGAACCCAUUUUUGGAAUCUGCAUUUUUCUUUUCUCCUUCAUGAUCCCAGUGAUGGUGAUCACCAUCUGCUACAGCCUCAUGAUCAGGCGCCUGAAAAAUGUCCGGGUCCUCUCUGGAUCAAAGGAGAAGGACAGGAACCUCCGGCGCAUCGCUCGGUUGGUUCUCAUUGUAGUGGCCGUCUUCAUCAUCUGCUGGACCCCUGUUCAUAUCUUUGUCCUGGUCCGAAGUCUUGGAGCCAAGGCCGAUAAUGAACUCAGUUUAUCCAUCUUGUACUUCUGCACCGCCUUGGGCUACACCAACAGCUGUCUGAACCCUGUUCUCUACGCGUUCCUCGAUGAGAACUUCAAGACGUGCUUCAAGAAGUUCUGCUUCCCGUCCUCCUUCAGGAAGGAGCUUCAGAUGUCCAACCGCAUGUGUAGCAUCGCCAAGGAUGUGGCCUACGCCUGCAAGAACUCCGACGGGACUAACAAUCCAGCAUGACUAGGCGUGGAACUCCCCAUGGUUCCUGUCAGUCAGCAGAGCCCAACCACGCCAACGUCAGAGCUAACGCAGAUCACGGCUCUUUGAAGAUCGUGGCUCUUUGUCUUGACCCAGGAUUGGAGAGCCAUGGGGAGCUGGAACGUUUUAAAGCCUCACUCCCACCGUUUUGCGAAGUGAGUCAGCAGGAAGCAAGAAUUCAAUGCUUCCUCAUCUUUGACGAUUGUAUCGGGAUUUGAACUCCAAGAUACUUUAAGGUGACAAAUUUCUGGAGUUCUGUGUUGACAGACGUGCAGCUAUUCAGACUUUUCCUCCUUAAACCUGCAUUUCUCUCUCCGUGUGUGUGUGUGUGUGUGUGUUUGUCUGUGUGCUUGUGUGCUGUGUGUGCCUGUUGAGAAAAGACGCUCAAGAAGUGGGAAAAGAGAACAAAUGUGCUGAUAGAAGACCCUAACGUUGAGACUCCAUGUCAACAUCUACAAAUGAGACUCGGCGGUGUCGCCAUUAACACCUUGUCUAGAAUCGUUCUAACAUUCUGUCAGCACUGUCGGUUCUGCGGGUUUCGCACACAUCAAGCCAUGGCUAGAGACUCACAGCAAAAACCUGGACGUCCUUGUCAACAACUUAGCAGCAAGGAGCUGAAAGAGUCAAAGUGUGUACCUUUGCACACUUUAGUGGCUUGAAGAGCCUCACAAAUUGUAGGUAGCACCGGGAAAGAGUCCGAAACUUAAUGCUCACUGGAAUCCUUGGGCCAAAGGAAAGUGAAAAAUAGAGAAGGGUGGGGUUUUUUUUUGAAGUUUGUUUUUAAUGCUGUUUUCCAAACAGCAGAGGCCUAGAGGGAUUUCUCGCAGGUGUUGAAUUGCCAUAAUUUUUCAAGACAACUGUCUUUGGUGGUUAGGUAAGCUGUAACAACGUUCUUUCGCAGGAGAAUCCAAAUUCUGAAAUCAGUGACUCUACAAACAUGGAUAGACAGUUGCAUGCAGCUGCAGCCUCCAGAUCCUGUACAGUGACCAAGUUGGGGAAAGUCUUCCCUUGUGCUUUUUUUCUCUGCUUUGCAAAAGACUCGCGUGUAUUCCUUCACCUGGAUGUACUCUAAAAGGUUGGAUUGAGAGGGACUCUUAAUUUUAGUCACAUCUUAAUCUGAUGUGAAGUGGAACAAUUGCAACUGGUUGAUGCUGGCCGCCAGGUCAAGGGAUUAAAAUUAGACGUUCCAGGAGUGGGUGGAUUUAAGGACGACACUUCUGAACCCUGCUUUUUGAAUUCAGGGUUUCUGGCAGAAAUCUAAGAUGACGCAUUGAGCUGAUUAGAGUUUUUCAAGUAGGUGGAAAAGAACAAACAUGGCCCUUUUUUUGUGGACAAAGAGAUAGAAGUAGACAAUUAAAAUUAACUGUGCUGACUCCUAAGUAUCAGAUCAGGAAAAAACAACCUUGGUUCCAUUCAAACUUAGUAUUCCUUUCUAAACAGCCAGAAGCCGCUGCUGUUUGGGGUGCAGGGCAGAUUGUCCUCCUGUUUUACAGCUCCAUGAUUUGGAACGUGCAGGUAGACUUCUCCUGAAGAGGGAGGUUCUAUAGAGCUGGCAUGCCGGGUUUCAGUUUAUAGAAAGACACACGUUGCAGCUGUGUGUGUUUCAAAGCUUUGCAAAAUGAAUGGAAAAUGGAUUUGGUCUUCUCCCCAAGAAAGUGCUCAGAGAUCAAGAUAUUUUCUUGAUCGAUGGUUGCAAAUUCUUUAUAGAGACUUGUAUAAAUUUAUGUUUUGGGCAGAUCCACUGACCAAAAAAAACCCUAACAACCACCAACUCUUUUGCAUAAUCUGUGUUUUUUAUUUUCUUAUUGAUUUUCCUACAAUGAAAAGCAGCUUCCCGAGGUGGCAGUUCAGAGCUGAAGUAUGGAAAAAUUGCAUGGAUUGAUGUUGAGAUCCAGUGGAUCACCGGGUGAGGAAGACAUAACUUUCUGCCUCUUCGCCACUUUUGCUGUACCACUUGUGGAGUGCGUUGGUCCCGAUCUUUGCCUCUUUGCAGUCUUUCUGUAGUUGUGCCAGAUCUUAUCAGCCUUCAACGAAUGGAGCAACAGAAAGGUCCAAAGAUCACAUCCUUUGCUGUGACCGUCUAGCGAAAAUAGCUAAUUACAAUGAGUUCCACUUAACGCUGUUCCCAUCGUUCCUGCAUUUCUUCUCAUUGAUCCUUCUUUCUGUGGCCAUUUCCUCCUGUCAAGGAAAAGAGGCCUAGAGAACUUUUCAGUGAAAGUCCACCCAGAUUUGUGGGUGGAGACAUCUCUGCAUCUCUUCAAGUCGAAGGACAAAAGAAGUUCUGCAGAAGUUUCCCAAGAGCAAGCUGCCUUCUUCGUUGCAAUGGUAGCACAGUUGCUAAAAAUGCCCCAUGCUGGAAGGAAAACAAGAAGACAUCAAGGAGGAUGAAGGAAAAAAAAGAUGCUGAAAAGAAAGAAAAAAGAAACAAAAAAGAUGCUGAGGUCCUAGAAAGAAUGCUGAGAAGAGCAACAAAGAGGAUAAGGGAUCUGGAGGCUAA
Messenger RNA from Crotalus tigris (Tiger rattlesnake), 3775 nucleotides. RefSeq names its product opioid related nociceptin receptor 1 (gene OPRL1). Lineage: Eukaryota; Metazoa; Chordata; Lepidosauria; Squamata; Viperidae. Gene Ontology annotation, biological process: neuropeptide signaling pathway; sensory perception of pain. The transcript is spliced from 4 exons. Gene Ontology annotation, molecular function: neuropeptide binding; nociceptin receptor activity. Gene Ontology annotation, cellular component: neuron projection; membrane. The record is from RefSeq and is a predicted model, not a curated record. The coding region runs from base 133 to 1260 and encodes 375 amino acids.